AUGGAGGAGGCCACUGAUGUGAUGGCUAUCACUCGAGUGGACUUGACGGCGGAACGAACCUGGAAGCAGUUUCGCAGCGACUUCUACCCUGAGGAAGUAUCACUGGUGCAAUUCGGACUUACACACGACAAAAUCGAGCCGAGCAUGGUGGUCUGCGACUUUGAGGUUGGGUUGCAAAAGGCAGCACAAGUUCAAUUUCCAGAUGCAGAUAUCGUCGGCUGCUACUUUCAUUUUAAGCAGGCCUGCCGAAGGAAGAUGAAGGCACUAAGCCUCCCUGAAAGUGAGGUCCUCAUUGCAAUGAGUAAGGGCUGUCUGGAUAUGCUGACUGUCAUUCCGCACGAGAAGAUCAAAGACGAAGGCAUCAAAUUUGUGAAAGGCAAGAUAAGAGACACGUGUGUGGCCAAGAGCAUUCGGAUCCGUGGAAGAUUUUGCGGUCAGUGGAACUUGACUGAGACCGAGCACUACACGCUGUACAACAACCUGUGGGGUGCCCACGACGACCCGAAGGGCACCCAGUGUACGGGUCUCGACAGCGCGCGGGGCUCGAACAUUGCCUGGCACACGAAUUACAGCUGGAAGGGCUCCAAGCUUCAAGUCAAGUCGUUCGCCAACGCUCCUCUUAAGUUUGACAAGGUGCCUCUGGCCAAGGUCAAAUCGAUCCCGCCGACUAUCAAAUACGAGUUUGAGUCCAAGGGGAAGGUGGUUGCCAAUGUGGCCUACGAUCUGUUCACGACCUCCACCCCUAAUGGAGACGCUGAAUACGAGAUCAUGGUGUGGCUGGCGGCUAUCGGACGAGCAGGUCCGAUCUCGGCCACGGAGAAGCCCAUCAAGACGGGAGUGAACGUAGGUGGUGUCAACUUUAACCUGUACCACGGCAAGAACGGCAAUAUGACGGUGUACUCGUACGUCGCUUCCAAACAGACGAACAGCUUCAGUGCCGACUUCAAGCAGUUCUUCCGCAAGCUGCCGGCGAAGGUACUAUGA
Molecule: messenger RNA, 984 nt
Organism: Phytophthora infestans T30-4
Lineage: Eukaryota; Oomycota; Peronosporomycetes; Peronosporales; Peronosporaceae
Product: glycoside hydrolase, putative
Exons: 3
Coding region: 1-984 (327 amino acids)
Biological process (GO): polysaccharide catabolic process
Molecular function (GO): cellulase activity
Source: RefSeq, a predicted model, not a curated record